CAACAGGCGGCAGCCGAGGGGCCGGGGCCGGAGAGGAGCAGGCCGGGAUGGACAAGCUGAAGAAGGUGCUGAGCGGGCAGGACACCGAGGACCGGGGCGGCCUGUCCGAGGUGGUUGAGGCCUCUUCAUUAAGCUGGGGUACCAGGAUAAAGGGCUUCAUCGCAUGCUUUGCUAUAGGAAUUCUCUGCUCACUGCUGGGUACUCUUCUGCUGUGGUUGCCCAAGAAGGGAGUACACCUGUUUGCAGUGUUUUACACCUUUGGCAACAUUGCAUCAAUUGGGAGUACCAUGUUCCUCAUGGGACCAGUGAAACAGCUGAAGCGAAUGUUUGAACCUACACGUUUGAUCGCAACGAUCCUAGUGCUGCUGUGUUUUGCACUUACCCUGUGCUCUGCCUUUUGGUGGCAUAACAAGGGACUUGCGCUCAUCUUCUGCAUUUUGCAGUCUUUGGCACUGACGUGGUAUAGCCUCUCCUACAUACCAUAUGCAAGGGAUGCUGUGAAGAAGUGUUUUGCCACAUGUCUUGCAUAACGCACAGCCAAUUUUGCAAAGCUUUGGACAGCACUGUGUAUGGAAGCUGGUGGACAGUUUUGUAAAUAUCUUUUAAACCUCUGUCUUACAGACAUGUGCCUUGUAUCUUGCAGCAAUGUGUUGCUUGUGAUUUGAACAUUCAAGGGUUGCUUUUGGAAGCAGUGAUGAGUUCCCAAACUUGAAUGUCUGUAGCACAGUAGAGAAGCAAGUUUUGUUCUGAAUCUUAUGGGUUGGAAUCUUCCUGAAGUACCUUUUUGGAUGUUAUCUCUCAUAAAUAAAAAGCUAUUAAAGCAGCAGCAG
Otolemur garnettii (small-eared galago) is the source of this 830-nucleotide messenger RNA. RefSeq names its product SFT2 domain containing 2 (gene SFT2D2). Gene Ontology annotation, biological process: vesicle-mediated transport. The coding region runs from base 48 to 530 and encodes 160 amino acids. The record is from RefSeq and is a predicted model, not a curated record. The transcript is spliced from 8 exons. Gene Ontology annotation, cellular component: membrane. Lineage: Eukaryota; Metazoa; Chordata; Mammalia; Primates; Galagidae.